UGUUAGCCAAGGCAUUACCAACAGUAGAAUCUGGCGUCUACCCGAGCUCCGGCCAGGAGAGUCAAAACACAGCUAAAACUGGACUGAAUCGUAAUAUAUCUUUACGAGAUGAAUAGUGGGGACCACUGUUCCAUUGAAAAGGUCAGGCAGCCAAAUGCCAUUCUCUUCAAUAUCCUCAGCCGUCAAAAUACCAAUCGCUCAAUGAGCCGUAACAGCUUGAACUACGGUUGGGCAGCACACGGCUGUCACUGUGAGCCGCAGCGGACGGUGUGCCUGGAAAGUCCCGCAGAGACCUGUCAGCUGGCUUCGGGCGUGCUGGUCAAGACCAUUCACUUCAUGAAGAGCCUGCCCUCCUUCCAGCAGCUCCCAGCCAAGGACCAGCUGUCGCUCCUCAAAGGCUGCUGGGUUCCGCUUUUCGUCCUGGGCCUGGCGCAGGAAGGGGUGAACUUCGAGGUCACUGACACGCCGGCUGUCAGCAUGCUGAAGCGCAUCCUGCUGAAUGGCCAGCGGCCGCGUGGCCCCGCGGACGUGGAGAGGGCGCAGCCCACCAUGGCGGGGGUUCACAAACUGAAGAUGUGCCUCAACAAGUUCUGGAGCCUCGAUCUCAGCCCCAAGGAGUACGCAUAUCUCAAAGGCACCAUGCUGUUUAACCCAGACGUUCCAGAGCUAAAGGCUGCGGCUUUCAUCGAGAGCCUGCAGAAUGAAGCUCAGCGAGCUUUGAGGGAAGUGCUGUUACCCCUACACCCGGGGGAUCGCGGCCGAUUCGCCCGCGUCCUUCUCACAGCCUCUGCCCUCAAGACCAUAACGGCAGACCUGCUUACAGAGCUCUUCUUCCGGCCUGUCAUAGGCCAGACAGACCUUCUGGACCUGCUAACUGACAUGCUCUUUACUCGUUAGACAGAGCAUUUCCUUUACUCUGUACUUGCUAGAGCAUUGGCAGAGCAUUUCCUUUACUCUUUACUCGGUAGAGCUUUUGCAGAGCAUUUCCUUUACUCUUUAUUCGCUAAAGCAUUGGCAGAGCAUUACCUAGGCUGGUAGCUGAAGCCACCUGACCAAGCAAUGAGAGGGGAUGUUGGUGACCUGGGGAUGGGUAAUUAAUUCUUCCCAACUGAAUAGGAGUUUGUUGACUUAGGUUUAACAAGGAAGUACAUUUCCGAACUGCAGUGUUUCUGAUAUAACAUUCAACACUAGUCCUACUGGUAAAAGGCAUACAGCACAGUACUACAGCACAGUAGAGGACUUGUCAUGUAAUUAUUGUUUACAUCCAUUACAGAAAGGGUAGGUUUGCAUAAGUCGAAUUGUCUUGAUAUCGCUCACAAAGUAUGCUGCCCUUCUUUGCUAUCUUUAGCAGCACUGGGUCUUUCAAAACUUAUAUUGCAUUUAAGCUAGAGUGCUAGACGACCUUGGGCUAAUUUGAGAGCAAAGCAGGUUUAUUUUGUCUCGGUACCGGACAGAGGCAGAUCUUAAUCUGAAUUGAAUUAGCCAAACCAUGUAUGUAUAUCUGUAUAGCAAUCUGGAUUACAUUGUAAAUACAAUAUAGAAUUCUAUUUUUUAA
Paramormyrops kingsleyae is the source of this 1555-nucleotide messenger RNA. RefSeq names its product nuclear receptor subfamily 0 group B member 2. The record is from RefSeq and is a predicted model, not a curated record. Gene Ontology annotation, cellular component: cytoplasm; nucleus. Gene Ontology annotation, biological process: negative regulation of transcription by RNA polymerase II; circadian rhythm. NCBI's taxonomy places the organism in Eukaryota, Metazoa, Chordata, Actinopteri, Osteoglossiformes, Mormyridae. Gene Ontology annotation, molecular function: transcription factor binding; transcription corepressor activity.